Molecule: messenger RNA, 3124 nt
Organism: Cyanistes caeruleus (blue tit)
Lineage: Eukaryota; Metazoa; Chordata; Aves; Passeriformes; Paridae
Gene: HJURP
Product: Holliday junction recognition protein
Biological process (GO): CENP-A containing chromatin assembly
Cellular component (GO): chromosome, centromeric region
Molecular function (GO): histone binding
Source: RefSeq, a predicted model, not a curated record
CCCGGCGGCGGCCGCGCCCCGCACCAUGGAGCGGAACACGGCGGUACGGGAGGGGCUGCGGCGCAGCAACGCCCGCUUCAUGGCCUCCAUGAACCGCAUCCUGGAGCAGUAUAAUCAUCCUUUUGUAGAUGACUUACUUGUUUCCAUGGAUACUCUCACUUAUGAUACACCUGACGGACCAAAACAAUGGGGGCAAGUGUCAAGGAAUGAUGUUAAAAAAUGGAAGGAGAAACUAUUUAAGAAGGAUAGACGAAGGAAUAGAGAAACAUCAAAGCAACAGAGCAGUGAUUUUGAAGAUGAACACUCAACGGUAGAUCAGGAAUCUUCUGAGAACUCUGGUGUGGAUACAUCUGAUAUAGGUGAAGAAAAAGGUGAUACAGGCUCAGUAAGAAGAAAAUUUGAAGAAAUUGACCUCCAGAAUCUGAAUGUAGGUGAUGGACAAAUACAAAAGCCAGAAAGAGUUCAAGUGGAUUUGAUAGUACGGGGUGAUGAGAGAAAUAUUCCCAAAUGGAUAACGAUAACACCUCCACGUCUGUCGAAAGGUCAUCGUUUAACUUCGCCACUGCAAGAACUGCUCGGUGAAGAAAAAGGUGAUACAGGCUCAGUAAGAAGAAAAUUUGAAGAAAUUGACCUCCAGAAUCUGAAUGUAGGUGAUGGACAAAUACAAAAGCCAGAAAGAGUUCAAGUGGAUUUGAUAGUACGGGGUGAUGAGAGAAAUAUUCCCAAAUGGAUAACGAUAACACCUCCACGUCUGUCGAAAGGUCAUCGUUUAAGUUCGCCACUGCAAGAACUGCUCGGCGAUCAAGCUGCUGUUUGCAGAAAGGAGCUAGAGUUGUCAAAUGAAAGUUCUUCAUCCAAAUAUCUACAGUUGCAGCAUUCUCAUGUUCCCAUUUCAUCAAAUACAAUAACAUCCCCUAGACAUCAACCUCUUCCAGAACUGAGCACGACUUUGUGUGAUAGCAUCCAUGAAGAAUACCUGCCUGCAGAUGAGGGAUGCUCCUGGAGCAAUACAACUCUCGCAGACUUGUAUCCCGCAAUGGUGGAGAUACUUACAAAGCUCAUGGCAAAGCAGUCUCAUAGAAGAGUGUUAAAGCACAUUUUUGGACACUUAAGGUCCAAGAGAUGGCAUUUUAGAAGACCAAAACUCAAUAUCACUGUAGACAAAAUGGCAAGGUCCAGACCCUGUAAAUUAAAGAGAGUAUUUCGCAGCCCAUAUAGCUGUAGAAGUGAAGACAAUCAAGCACAUCUAGCUGUAGAAGUGAAGACAACCAAGAAUCCAGCUUUUGGAAAUGAGACCAGAGAAUUCUGUUUUGACAAUUACCUCAUUAGUAAUUCUUCUGGUGUGGUGCCUUAUGCUUAUACUGAUACAAAUGAAAUCAAAAUGGACUACUCUGACUCAAACUCAGAGCAACAUUUGACAUCUAGAAAGGGCCAAGUAGUCUGCAAACACACUGCUUUUCCUGAUGUUAUGGGUAGAAUGGAAGAGACAUUUAUAGUUGAAGAUGAAUUACAGCCUACUGCCUCACCAAAAAAUUCAGAAUACACAGGAAGUGAAAAAUUUGCUUACAAAAGUUUCUCAGAACCCAGUUUUAUAACAUCCACUGUCAGUUCAGAUUCAAGAGUGCCUCAUCUUGUAAAAGAGAGUAAGACUCAGAAAUCCGACUUUGGUGUCUGUACCUCAGAAUUGUGUUCAUGUUCUUGUAGUUCCCAUGGCAAUAGUAACAAUUCUAUACCUAUUACAAAUUGUUCUCCUGCAAGAUCAUCAAAUACUGUGUUCAAAUAUCCUGAAAAAAUAAUUUCUGAAAGGCAAACUUCUUUCCAGCACAAAGACUGGUUUUCCUCCUGUUCUAUGAAGCAGAGUCCUUCAAAGAUGCCCAAUAAAUACAAAGAUGCAUUUGAGGAAUUCUACUACAAAGUGUGUUCUGAAGAAUUCCAAAAGCCUUUGACAUUGACAAGACCUCUUUUAAGCUCUCAGAACCUUGAAGAGAAAGGAAGUUUAGUGAAACGUAGUUUAAGUGAUAUUGGGAGGUCUACUAAACAGUGUGAUAAAGAAUUUGACAGGCUUUAUGAAAAACUGUCUAGGGAGUCUUUUCCAAAAUUUCCUGGGAUUCAGAGAGCUUCAAAUUUGAGAAAAUAUGAAGAAAUACAGAUGCCUGAAACUGUAAAUGCUCUUGUUAAUUCUCCUGUCCGAACUUACUCUGCAAUUUCCAGAGUUAAAAGAGCAGGAAGUUCUCAAAACUAUCUUCCUUGUUCACCAUUAAAGCGACUGAAACUUACACCAGAACAUUGUUUUUCUUCAAGAAAAUAUCAGGAGAUUUUCCACAGUAAAACAGGUCCUCAAACAGCUGGCAUGGAUUUUCUGAGCACAUACAACUGUAACAACUCCAGCUUUUUUAAAGAUCACAGCUAUCAUUAUCAGGGCUCUGGAUCUCAAGAUUCUUCAGAUAAAACUUUUCUUUGUAUUCCUGGCACUUCCCUGCAAGAAUCUAGGACUGCAAGUGAGCACUAUGGGUGGCCUGGGGCAAUGGAGAAUUGCAGCUCUCCCAGAAACGUGAGGAAGCAUCACUCAAGGGUAUACAGAAAACUAAGCUACACUGAUGAGAAAGACCAAUUGUAUGAAUCCCUUCGAUGACUGGUUAAAGCUCACCAAGAGGCAUUCAUGGACAGCUACAGAUAAAACAAUUUUAUAUAGGUUGGGUUUUAUUCAGUAUUGUUUCUUCUAAGAAUCAAGGAUUUAUAAUUAUAUGUAAGCAAUACACAACUCGUUCUGAUUUAUACUUUGCUGUAAGAUAAGUCUUUGGGAAACGGUUUGUCCCUUUUGACUGGGCACUUCUUAGUGCCACUUAAUUUGUGACUAAGUUGGAAUUUUAUAUUUGAUUUUAUUUGUAAUAACAGAAUGUUCUUUUUACUUGCUAAUAAGCUUUAAUUCUUACUGUAUUAAUAAUAAGGAACAAGUUCAUUUCCCUAAAUUGCUGUCUUUUCAUGCUUUUUUGGAUGUAUCAGUACAGACCCCAAAUCACUGCUAUAUGUUAUAACCUGAGUCUCUAUGCAAUGUUAAUAUUAAAAUUUUCUAAGUAGAUCACCAAAGUUGAUCGUUCAAUAAAAUCUUAUACUUUUUAGUAGA